This is a messenger RNA of Condylura cristata (star-nosed mole), 1633 nucleotides long. It is a transcript of the gene ZBTB34, whose product is annotated as zinc finger and BTB domain containing 34. The transcript has a single exon. Lineage: Eukaryota; Metazoa; Chordata; Mammalia; Eulipotyphla; Talpidae. Gene Ontology annotation, biological process: regulation of transcription by RNA polymerase II. Bases 15 to 1529 code for a protein of 504 amino acids. Gene Ontology annotation, molecular function: RNA polymerase II cis-regulatory region sequence-specific DNA binding; DNA-binding transcription factor activity, RNA polymerase II-specific; protein binding. The record is from RefSeq and is a predicted model, not a curated record.
GCAGAUUACGCUUCAUGUCAGUAGAAAUGGACAGCAGCAGUUUUAUUCAGUUUGACGUGCCCGAGUACAGCAGCACCGUUCUGAGCCAGCUAAACGAACUCCGCCUGCAAGGGAAACUAUGUGACAUCAUUGUCCACAUUCAGGGUCAGCCAUUCCGAGCCCACAAAGCCGUCCUUGCCGCCAGCUCCCCUUAUUUCCGGGACCAUUCAGCAUUAAGUACCAUGAGUGGCUUGUCAAUAUCAGUGAUUAAGAAUCCCAAUGUGUUUGAACAGUUGCUUUCAUUUUGUUACACUGGAAGAAUGUCCUUGCAGCUGAAGGACGUUGUCAGCUUUCUCACCGCAGCCAGCUUUCUUCAGAUGCAGUGUGUCAUUGACAAGUGCACGCAGAUCCUGGAGAGCAUCCACUCCAAAAUCAGUGUUGGAGAUGUUGACUCUGUGACCGUCGGUGCUGAAGAGACUCCAGAGAGUCAGAAUGGAGUUAAAGACAGCAGCUUCUUCGCCAACCCCGUUGAGAUCUCCCCCCCAUAUUGCUCUCAGGUACGGCAGCCCACCACAAGCACUGACCUUCGCCUGGAGACGACACCCAGCAAAGCCCUGCGCAGCCGCUUGCAGGAGGAAGGGCACUCGGACCGAGGGAGCAGCGGGAGCGUCUCUGAGUACGAGAUUCAGAUAGAAGGCGACCACGAGCAGGGGGACCUGUUGGUGAGGGAGAGCCAGAUCGCGGAGGUGAAGGUGAAGAUGGAGAAGUCGGACCGGCCCAGCUGCUCCGACAGCUCCUCCCUGGGGGACGACGGCUACCACACCGAGAUGGUGGAUGGGGAGCAGGUGGUGGCCGUCAACGUGGGUUCCUAUGGCUCUGUGCUCCAGCACGCCUAUUCCUACUCCCAGGCGGCCUCGCAGCCGGCUAGCGUUUCAGAGGCUUUUGGAGGCUUGAGUAAUUCCAGCCCUUCCAGAUCGAUGCUGAGCUGUUUCCGAGGAGGACGGGCCCGCCAGAAACGGGCUCUGUCUGUCCACCUGCACAGCGACCUGCAGGGCCUGGUGCAGGGUUCUGACGGCGAGGCGAUGAUGAGCAACCCGGGGUAUGAGAGCAGCCCCCGGGAGAGGAGUGCAAGAGGCCACUGGUACCCGUACAACGAGAGGUUGAUCUGUAUUUACUGUGGCAAGUCCUUCAACCAGAAAGGCAGCCUUGACAGGCACAUGCGACUCCACAUGGGCAUCACCCCCUUUGUGUGCAAGUUCUGCGGGAAAAAGUACACACGGAAGGACCAGCUGGAGUACCACAUCCGGGGCCACACUGACGAUAAGCCGUUCCGCUGUGAGAUCUGCGGGAAGUGCUUCCCUUUCCAGGGCACCCUCAACCAGCACCUGCGGAAAAACCACCCCGGCGUGGCCGAAGUCAGGAGUCGCAUCGAGUCCCCCGAGAGAACGGACGUGUACAUGGAACAGAAACUAGACCAUGAUGCAUCGGCCUCCGAGAUGGCCCUUGACUCCCGCAUGGAAAUCCACACAGUGUCGGAUGCUCCCGAUUAAGGUGGUAAAGGAAUGCUCCCAGACAAAGCACACUGAUCAAUGCAUAUUUGUGAUUUGCUUUGUUGUAGUCUUUGGUUUUCCCAACCAUCUGGAAAUCUCUUGGU